UUAUUUACGUACGAAACUAUACGAAUCGCGGAUUAUCAUUCUGAUUUCUCGAAUCUUGAUUUCCUAAACCCACCCGCAGUCCGCACUAGUUUAGCUUAGUGCUUUUUGUUUGUAUAAUAACGUUUGAUGGUUAAGAAUUCGUAUCUGCCGACUGUCUAUAUUCGCCACUCAAAAGACGUUUCUAUUCCCGCUUCAUCCGUUAACCGAUCGUCGACAGGAAUCAUUCGCACAGUAGGAAAAUGGAGGCGGAAGACAAUAUCCAAAAAAUGUACAAAUACUUUGGUAUACUGGCCGACGCCAAGGAAAACAUUGCCGAGAAAGAACCUGAGUAUUUGGAAAUACUAUCAGCAGUCAAAGGAUCAACAAAAGAAAAAAGACUUGCAUCUCAAUUUAUAACCAGAUUUUUUAAACAUUUUCCAAAUCUUGCUGCUCAAGCAUUAGAGGCUCAGCUUGAUCUUUGUGAAGAUGAAGAUAUUUGUAUACGAAAACAAGCAAUUAAAGAUUUACCGGUAUUAUGUAAAGAGGCUAAAGAAUACCUGACUAAAAUAGCAGACAUAUUGGCUCAGUUACUUCAGGCUGAUGACCCACAAGAAUUACUUGUGGCACAGAAUUCAUUAUUAUCACUCUUUAAAAUUGAUGCUAAAGGUGCCUUAACUGGAAUAUUUAGUCAAAUGCAAUCAAAUGAAGAAAUUGUAAGGGAACGUUCUAUGAAGUUUAUAUUGAAUAAAGUAAUGGCAUUGGGUAAAGAAAUAAUUAAAAGAGAUGUAGAGGAUUUAAUAAUAGCAGAAUGCAAAAAAGUUAUGCAAAAUAUAACUUGUGAAGAAUUUGAAACACUCAUGACUAUCUUGUCAUCGACUCAUUUAAUAAAUACACCAGAUGGACAAAAAGAACUUGUUGAACUUUUGGCAAGUACAGCUGAACUUGACCAGUUUUUUAAUCCUAAAGAUUUAGAUCAAGUAAAUCGGUUCAUAACUUGUCUGGAUUUUUCUAUUCCAUUUUUUUCGGCUCAUGUAGAAUCCACUAAGUUUAUUGUGUAUAUAUGUGAAUUACUGAAUCGUUAUACCCUUAUAAAAGAUAAUGAUAAACAGUUUAUCAUUUUAAAAUCAUUAGCAGAAUUCGUACCAUAUUGUGGUAAACUGAUGAAUCCUGAAGCAGUAGUUGGACAAGUGUAUCAAGCUCUAUUAGAUUUAGUUACUGUUCCUGAGAAUGAUUCCAAUAAGAAAGUUGAAGAUAUGGAUUUACAUCGUGUUGAAGCACUUUUGUAUACUUUUCACAAACUAGGAAAACAAUGUCCAGAUUUUUUGAGCAAAGACCCUGAAAGACAGAAAGAUUUUAAGAAAAAGUUAUUGUAUGUUGGAACAUGUACUCAAACAUUUGUAAAAGUUGUCAGGCAAGACUUAAGAGAAAAGGGGGAAGAAGACGUAAAAAAUGAUCCAAUUGUUGAAAAAAAAUUAGAAGGAUUGAAAUUAGCUUGUAACAUAAAUACAUUGAUAAAAGAGUUAUUCAAUAUGCCUCCUAGAUUUAAAGCAACUGUCAACCUUUCCUGGCUUGGUGGUGCGACUAAGUCCAAACUUGCCCAAAUCAUUCAGGAGGGUAAAAAACAUGAGCCUAUUACAGUGGAUGGAAAAUCUAAACGGAUCGAUGGCAGCAAUAAUAGCCAACAACUAUAUCAGCCUCCAAAGGAUAAAUUUAGUGCCAAAUUCUCAAAUAAUACAAAUAAUAACAAUCGCCGUGGUGGUAGUAGUACUGGCUGGAACACUAAAAGAUCAUUUGAUACAAGCAAUGGUAAUCGUCGUUCAUGGCGACCAUAUUAAUAUAUAUUACGUUUCAAUUAAUUUCAAUUUUUUUUUCACACCGUGUUCUUAGUACUUUUCAUAUAAUAAGUACAUUACUGAUUUAAUUGUGAAAUGUUAAUAUUUUUCAUUUAUUUUUAAGCAAUUAUGCUAAUUAUAUAAUAUGAUUUAGUAUUAUUGAACUAUGUAUAUAUUCAAUUAUUUUCUGACCAAAUAUUUUGUAAAUUCACUUAGCUUAGCCACCUUGUAACAUUCUAGAUUUAUUCUUAAGAUUCAAAUACAGUUUUGGACAAAUAAUAAAAUUGGUUCUUCCAACUUGAAAAUAUAUAUUUUUCAUCAUACUAAGUGCAAUAUUAAAAAAAAAAAAUUUUAGAAAACAAAAGAACAGAAAAAACUUGAAACUGUCAAAAAACUUAUAAAAUAAUAUAGUUUAGUAUAUUCAUAAUUUUUUAUAAAUGGCAGUAGUUAUAUUAAUUUUUACAUUAUUACUUUUUUAUAUAAAAUGUAUGACAACUUUUGUGUAUAAUAAAACAGUAACUGUUUCUAAUGUUAUGUUUUAUUGAACCUCCGCGGUUGCUUCCGCCUUCAACAGCUGCAACCGUUUAUAUUAAUAUUUCAAAAAUUAUAUUCAAGCAGUCAUGAACAUUAUCACAAUUAUAUAUAUUAUACUCAUUACUUGUGUAUAAAUAACUUAUAGACUAUCUUUAUUUGCGGUCUACUGCCAUUUUGUAUACUACUUAACAAUAAAUAUUAAUAUAUUAGGCGGUUUACAAUGUUAUAAGUUCUACUAUCGCUGGGAUAUCCGCAUGAAUUAUUAUUUUUAACUACUGUCCAUUUUUCUUUGUAUCUCCCAAUGAUACACAUUUUAUCUUUCCUUUAAAAUCGUGCAAGUGUAGGUAAUGACAGUUAAGUAGGUUUAAUGUUAUUUGUGACGUAUUAUAGCAAGUUACUCCGACUAGUAUACAGAUUAUUAAUUAGUAAUUAUAACUAAGAGUACGCUACACCCUCGUGCGUUGUCUCUGUCAGUGGUGUGGUGAACAUUUAUAAACCUUGAUGCCCAGUAUAUAUUUCAGUACCUACAGGGCUUUAUCCCCUUAAUAUAAUAUAUAGUACAUAUAAUUAUUAUGUGACUGUAAAUAUUUUAAUUUUUGUUGUAUGUUAUUGGUUACCAUAAUGUACCUAACCACCACACCCCCCCCCCCCCC
Molecule: messenger RNA, 2998 nt
Organism: Acyrthosiphon pisum (pea aphid)
Lineage: Eukaryota; Metazoa; Arthropoda; Insecta; Hemiptera; Aphididae
Gene: cass
Product: apoptosis inhibitor cassowary
Exons: 9
Coding region: 240-1814 (524 amino acids)
Biological process (GO): negative regulation of apoptotic process
Cellular component (GO): nucleus
Molecular function (GO): RNA binding
Source: RefSeq, a predicted model, not a curated record